Molecule: messenger RNA, 1879 nt
Organism: Bradysia coprophila
Lineage: Eukaryota; Metazoa; Arthropoda; Insecta; Diptera; Sciaridae
Source: RefSeq, a predicted model, not a curated record
AAAUGUGAGGAACCAAGAAAAAUAGAGAUUGACAUGAAUAUUGCUGAGUAUUUUGAGGAGAAUGUAACUAAACAACAAUAACAACUCAAGCAGUGAAGCGAAUAUUAUUUUAACAAAAUCAUAAUUGUGUACCAUUGACUUCAUGACAGACGUGCAUUAAACAAACUAUUGUAUCUCGGAAACUACAUUACGAAAUGUACGCACAAAGAAUUUCUGUAAUUUUAAUGAUUGUAAAGCUCGCAGUCGGUCUAAACUCGGACGGAUUCUGUUCAUUCGUAGAAACUUAUACAGACCGAGUAACAUCCAUUAAACCGGUCGCAGUCAAGGUAUUGUUAACGAAGAGAUGUGGCAUCUUCAGGACUCGAACUUGCUAUGAAUACGGCGACCAAACGAGGUGGGAACGUGUUGCAGAGAAUGUCCAGAAAACGAGAACUUUGCAGAGAUGUUGUGAAGGAUACGCAUCGAAAAAUAGCAGAUGCGUUCCAGUUUGCAGUGUGCCUUGUCUAAAUGGAGUAUGCACUGAACCGGAUACCUGUACUUGUUCUACGGGGUAUCACAAAAAUGACAAAGGGGUUUGCAUCAAAAACGAAUGUGAGCCUACAGACCAAGAAAGUGAUCAAUGUGCGAAUGGGAAGUGCACGUCGGAUGGUAUCUGUGUGUGCAAUGAAGGUUUUGAUAAAAGCGAUUCAGAUGUAGAACCUAGUGUAAAACCUAAAUGUGAGCCAAAAUGUUCAGACGGUUGUUUGAACGGACAUUGUGUGGCACCAGAGACAUGUGUUUGCUAUUCUGGUCACCAAUCAGUGAACUCUUCCGUAUGUGAUCCCAUUUGCCAGAACUUAUGUGUUUUCGGGACAUGCACAAAGCCUGACGAAUGCACUUGUUUUGAGGGUUAUCAGUUACGAAACGGAUCGACACACAUCUGUGAUCCAGUGUGUUCGGGUGGUUGCUUCAAUGGAAAGUGUGAGAGCCCAGAUAUAUGUAUUUGUGACGAAGGGUAUGAAUUUCUAGUUGGAUCAGAUGUAUGUGAGCCAGUAUGUAUCAACGGAUGCGUUAAUUCUAACUGUACGUCUCCGAAUGUCUGCACUUGUCACGACGGCUAUAAGCAAUCGAAUUCAACUCAUUGUGAUAGUGUCUGUGAGAACUGCAGUCACGGAUAUUGUGAUGAACCGAAUGUUUGUCUGUGUGACAUCGGUUAUCACAUGAACGACGAGGAAACUUUUUGUGUUCAAGAUGAAUGUAGCGGCAACAUGGAGGAAGACAGUUGCGAAAAUGGAUACUGUCUGGAAGGGAUUUGUGUCUGCGAUUCUGGCUACCAGAAGAAUGAAACGAAAACUUGUUCACCGAUUUGCUCGUUACCAUGCGUCAAUGGAUAUUGCUCCGAACCGGAGGUGUGUCAGUGCCAUUCGGGAUAUGAUUUCACUACGGGUAACACCACUGAUGAUGGAAAUUGUACUAAUUGUACAAAUUUCAUCCAAUGGAACGUGUGCAACGCCGUAUGCGAAGAUUGCCAGAACGGAACAUGUAACGAAGGAAUAUGCUACUGUAUUGAUGAAUAUUCACUGCAUCCGAACAACAGAGGAAAGUGCAUUCUAACUGCCGAGCUAGUUAGCAUGCAAUCUCAUAACCAUGCAACAACAAUCACUUUGUCGGUGUUAUCUGCUGUUCUGAUUGUAUGUCUUCUAGGUGGGUUUGCUUACUGGAAGUAUGUGUUGUGGAGCCGAAAAAGCUAUGAAUGCACUUCAGUUCCAGGUGGAGGUGUCGUAUAUAGAAAAGAGAAGAAUAUCAUCGAAUUGUGAUAAAAUGCAAAUUUUGGACUAGUUUUCGUCACAUGCAGAAAUCUGGUUCGUCUUUCUUCUUAAAAUAAAUUCAAAAAGUGAAA